GGCGGGGCUUCCGCGCUCUCUACAAAAGGCGCGCGCCGGCGGCAGGCGUCGCGCGGCUGCUGCUCGGCCCGGAAGCCAUGGCGUCGUUCACCGUGAAGGCGUACCUGCUGGGCAAGGAGGACGCGGCGCGCGAGAUCCGCCGCUUCAGCUUCUGCUUCAGCCCAGAACCUGAGGCGGAAGCCGAGGCCGCAGCUGGGCCCGGGCCCUGCGAGCGGCUGCUGAGUCGGGUGGCUGCCCUGUUCCCCGCGCUCCGGCCCGGCGGCUUUCAGGCCCACUACCGCGAUGAGGAUGGGGACUUGGUUGCCUUUUCCAGUGAUGAGGAACUGACAAUGGCCAUGUCCUACGUGAAGGAUGACAUCUUCCGAAUCUACAUUAAAGAGAAGAAGGAGUGCCGGCGGGACCACCGCCCCCUAUAUGCUCAGGAGGCACCCCGCAACAUGGUGCACCCCAAUGUAAUCUGCGAUGGUUGCAACGGGCCUGUGGUGGGAACCCGCUACAAGUGCAGCGUCUGCCCAGACUAUGACCUCUGUGCUGCCUGUGAGGGGAAGGGCCUGCACAGGGCGCACACCAAGUUUGCGUUCCCCAGUCCCCCCGGGCACCUUUCUGAGGGCUUCUCUCACAGCCGCUGGCUCCGGAAGCUGAAACACGGGCACUUCGGGUGGCCAGGCUGGGAGAUGGGCCCACCAGGGAACUGGAGCCCACGUCCUCCUCGAGCAGGGGAUGCCCGCCCCAGCCCCCCCGCGGAAUCAGCUUCUGGUCCAUCUGAGGAUCCCAGCGUGAGUUUCCUGAAGAAUGUGGGAGAGAGUGUAGCAGCCGCCCUCGGCCCCCUGGGCAUUGAAGUGGAUAUUGACGUGGAACACGGAGGGAAAAGAAGCCGCCUGAUGCCCAUCUCUCCAGAGACUUCCAGCACAGAGGAGAAGAGCAGCUCCCAGCCAAGUAGCUGCUCUUCUGACCCCAGCAAGCCAGAGGGCAACGUCGAGAACACUGAGCAGUCUUUGGCAGAGCAAAUGAAAAAGAUCGAACUGGAGUCUGUGGGGCAGCCUGAGGAACAGAUGGAGUCUGACAACUGUUCUGGAGGAGAUGAUGACUGGACCCAUUUGUCUUCAAAAGAAGUGGACCCGUCGACAGGUGAACUCCAGUCUCUACAGAUGCCAGACUCCGAAGGGCCAAGCUCUUUGGACCCUUCCCAGGAAGGACCCACAGGGCUGAAGGAAGCUGCCCUGUACCCACAUCUUCCACCAGAGGCUGACCCGAGGCUGAUCGAGUCCCUGUCCCAGAUGCUGUCCAUGGGGUUCUCCGACGAAGGUGGCUGGCUCACCAGGCUCCUCCAGACCAAGAAUUACGACAUUGGAGCUGCUCUGGACACCAUCCAGUAUUCAAAGCACCCACCGCCGUUGUGACCACUUCCGUUCACCUCUGUGUCCUCCUUUUUGGUCUCAUAGUUGUGUUGAGCUAGUGUGACGCAGGCCUCUGCAUGGGCCAGUUUCUCUGCCUUCUUCUUCCAGAAUCGGGGGGUGGGGUGCAUGAAGCCAUUCAGGCAGCAGAGCAAGUGACACGAGGGGAGGGUCCGAGUGUGCGCACUGACGUCUGAGGAACGAGCCUGGCCUCCCUGGGUGCCCGGGGUCCUCGCAGCUUCCCGGGGCGCAGCAGGCCCCGGCCCUGGUCUCUGCGAGGCUGCCAGGCUCACCGCAGCGCACCCCUGCCCCCCCACCCCUGCCAGGGGUACACCUGCAGCCCAGAAUGUCCUGCCUAAUGGCCUUCUGAUUUUUUUUCUUUUUUAAGUAACUAAUAGUACUGAGCUGAUUUUCCGCUAGAAACCUGAUACAUUCUGAUUUUAGGUAAGGUACAGCCCACGUGCUAUCGGGGAGUGGAGGCGAGCUGGGAGGUGGGGCAGCCCGUGCCGUGGGCGCCCACUGGGGAACCGGGAAGGGAAGGCCUCGCGCGAUGCUGUGCACAAGCGCUGCUCCCGUCUCCUGACCCCACAAUAGUUCAGUUCUCUCAUUUCCAAACGCGUCAGCUGCUUUUAAAGUGAGAAGAGCUCUCUGUAGCCAUCCUGUUUCCGUAUUUGUAAACAACCUGUAAUUAAAUGGUAUCAGCACUUUAA
This is a messenger RNA of Lemur catta (Ring-tailed lemur), 2104 nucleotides long. It is a transcript of the gene SQSTM1, whose product is annotated as sequestosome 1. Gene Ontology annotation, biological process: endosome organization; mitophagy; aggrephagy. The coding region runs from base 78 to 1400 and encodes 440 amino acids. The record is from RefSeq and is a predicted model, not a curated record. The transcript is spliced from 8 exons. NCBI's taxonomy places the organism in Eukaryota, Metazoa, Chordata, Mammalia, Primates, Lemuridae. Gene Ontology annotation, cellular component: aggresome; amphisome. Gene Ontology annotation, molecular function: K63-linked polyubiquitin modification-dependent protein binding; zinc ion binding; protein kinase C binding.